AUGAGGAGUAUUAUUCUAGUGUUGGCCUUAGCUUUGGCAGCUGUUUCGGCAGUGCCCUUCAAGGAGGCCCAUGACUCCGCCUCUCUGCAGGAACUGGUCAAGGAACUUGGCCUGGACCUGGACUUGAACUUCGACCUGGAUUUGGGACUCAACCUGAACGAUGGAAUGCUGCAGGAGAUGGGCAACGCGGAGCUGGAUGAGUUGGCCUUUGUGAACCGCCUGCUGAGCUUCUUCGUUGACGAAUCGAAGGCCCUGGCCAAGGACAUCAUUCGGCUGACAGAGCGCCAGCUGCUGAAGAUCUUCCUGUACCCCAUCCGGGAGCUGGAGAAGCUGGCCGAGGAUAUCGAGAGGCGGGCCCAGGAUGCCGGCUCGUGUGCCGUCAAUGUGACCACCAAUGCGGCCGAUGUGGUGGCCUCCACCACCGUGGAAUUCCUGGAUUGCGGCUACGUUGCUGCCGUCACCUCCAUCGAACUGGUCACGGACACCAAGAAGGCGGUCCUCCAGCUGACCGUGGAUAGCUAUCAGCUCUACAAGCUGUAUUGCAAGUGCAACAACUACAGCAGCGCCAUAAUGAAAAAACCCUGUGAAGUUAAAUUCUAUGCCAAACUCGCCCUCUUCCUCGGCAAGGCCCCGGGUUCGAUAGCCCAUUUGAUUGGACUCCGGAACAGCGUGCCCGCCGUGGCCACCGAUGCCACCGCCUGCACCACCGAGGCCACCCAGAAUGCCAUCCGGAGAUUCGAUGCGCUCAACGAAGCCCUGGACGCGUGUGCCGCCCACUGAAGGCUCUGCCCUAUAAAAUUGAUAUUAAAUCAGUUUCAUAAUGCAGCCUGAACUGGAGAAAAAUAACACUAGGGGUAUGCCGAAAACAAAGCUUUUCACUUAAAUCAAGAUGUCAUCACUGAAAUUUUAAAUGAUAAUUGCCAAGGAUAUACCAAAAAUAAAUU
Molecule: messenger RNA, 944 nt
Organism: Drosophila subpulchrella
Lineage: Eukaryota; Metazoa; Arthropoda; Insecta; Diptera; Drosophilidae
Exons: 2
Coding region: 1-780 (259 amino acids)
Source: RefSeq, a predicted model, not a curated record